GUACUGCCUGCUGAUGGUGGGCCUGAUGUGCAGCUUGCAGGCUUUUUUCGAAACGCUUGCCUUGCUGGGCAGCCUCGGUGGGAGGAGGACCACCAGCACCAUUGUGGCACCCGGCUCGCGCGACAACGUCACCACCUACACCACGCAGGUCACGACCCACCCCUUCUUCGACAAGUCGCAAGGUGUGGUGUACAAUGCUCAAUCUGCUUUGCUCAUCGCAAGCCCACUUGUUAUGGUCUUGGCCGCAGUCUUGGCAUACUACACUUACAAUGAAUUCUCCUCGCCCCUCUUCCCCGAUGAUGACGCUGAGACAGGCGGCGUGUGGGGUGGCGGCCAAAUGGGAUACGGGACCUACGGCGGAGGUGCCACCAACUAUGGCGAUGCCCGUCGCCCAGAGCCCGCUCCACGGCCAUCCGCGCCUCGACAAUCCAUCUUUGCCGGGACUGGCCAGCGCCUUGGAAGCUGA
Symbiodinium sp. CCMP2456 is the source of this 466-nucleotide messenger RNA. NCBI's taxonomy places the organism in Eukaryota, Dinophyceae, Suessiales, Symbiodiniaceae. The record is from the annotation of a GenBank genome assembly.